GCAGCGAAUGCCGUAGUUCCGUCAAAAAGUUAUGUUGAAGUCCGUUAUGAAGGAUCAGAUCAGAAUACCAAGCUAGUAAUGCAUGAAUUGGUUCCUAUUCCCAUUUACAACAAUGAGAAGAAAUGGCAUGAAGCUGGCUUUGCUGCAGUUUGUGGAAAUUUUUUUGUAGCACCUGAAGAAACUGAUAAACGCUUCAUUCUCUCUUAUUGCUUUCUUCUUUUUACUGUGAAGCACAAUAAGAUUGGAGGUGUCUCCUUUAUUGAUAUAUAUCCCCACGUAUUCGAAGUUUGGGGAAUCUACAAAGACCAUAAUCUGGUAACAGCUUGCAAUCCUACAGGAACGCUAGAUUAUCAGAUUGUAGCGAUUAUAGAAAGAACAGAAAAAGAUGUAAAAGUAGCACCCUUAAGGAGAGUUGAGGGAUUCAAAGGCCUUUUCAAGAGAAGGAGUGAUCUCGGAAGUGAAGGAGAGUUCCUGAUUCCUGUAAAUGAAUUCUACAGGUUCUCACACAAGAUACCAUCUUACAGAUUUGAUGAAAAUUGUAGGAAAAAAUUUCUAAGGGGAGCUUUUGUGCUAGAUCCUUUUAUGGUGCCACAGAAAUCUGCCGAUUACUUUUCCUUCAGUGAUCCUUUUCUUUUGGAAAGAUCAAAAGUCCGCCCAGGCUCCUCAGCUAUUGAACACUUCAUCAAUAAACAGAGAAACCCUAUUAGCGUGGCUAGCCAAGAGAAUAACCACAAACAACCGAAAAUUGCAUUAUAAACAAAGCAGUAGAACAAGAGGAAACUGUUGAGAACUCACAGAAAAAGGAACCAAGCAGUGGCAAUAUUUCCCCAGCUGGAGUCCAUGCUAGUGAAAGGAUGGAAUGUGAAGCAGUUGAAAAGAACUUUAAAUUGGGUGAGGUACGGGCAUUCUUUAAUGGACUAAAUGGACUUCCUCCCUCUUAUGCUCGUAUAGGUAAGUUUCUCAAUUCAGGAGGAAUGUUAGAGGUGACAAUAUUACGACCUCAUCCUGUUGCUGAUGAAGAGGUGCAGUGGGUUGAAGCAAACUUACCUAUGGCAUGUGGGACUUUUAAGGCAUCUCAGUCCACUUGAAUUGAGCAAAAGGUGUUGUCACACAGACUGAUAUGUGCUAAUGAGCAACCAUCAAAGCUCUUCUUCAGAGUAUAUCCUAGAAAAGGUGAAGUCUGGGCGAUCUACAUGAACUGGAAUAUUAAUUGGACAAUUUCCGACUUGAGCAAUAACAUCCAAUAUAAGUUGGUAGAGAUUGUUUCUGAUUUCACUGAGGAAGCAGGUUAAUCGUGGCAGCCUUAGUUAGAGCAGAGGGUCAUGAGAAUGUAUUCAAAAGACAGUUACACGAAGGCUUUUGGCAGUUUAUGGCAUUUAAAAGAAAAGAGUUGUUACGGUUUUCGCAUCGAAUCCCUUCUCUUAAAAUCACAGGAUUCAAGGAUAAGGGAUUCACUUCUGAAAAAUCCUUUCAAGUGAAGUUCAAUGAUAACGGAAUGCAGGCUGAUGAGUUCUAUGGUGAACGAUGACCCAAAGUCAGGGGCAUAACAGGAUGUAAACAGUUGAUUCAAGUGAAACAGCAGAGGUCGCCGAAUUUUGUUCGUAAAAAAUUGGUCUUUCUUUUUGCAAGUAUACAUUUGAUCCUCCUUUGGCAGGGAGAAAGUUCUAUUGUGUCUUGUUAGAUUUGAGUUUAGAACAAAAAUAGAAAGAAAGGACAAACAUAGAAGUCGUCAUCCCAGAACUCCCUUAAUAAUCUCACUGACCGGUGACCACACCCGACCCCGCGCCCAUCAAAAACCCCACGCUGCUCUAGCGAGCGAAAAAAAAAAGAAAGAAAGAGAAAGGAAGGAAUCCCGUAACCGGCGCCUGCAGCUUCCCGUGUUCUGGUGGGUCCCGCUACUGCAAGAAGCGCCACGCCUGUUACCUCCUCAGGGAUUCCAAAUCUAGGACUGAAGAAGCUCGGGAGGCCGACGAAGAUGAAGAAGAUUGAGGACAAGUUCGGAUGGAUCACAUUGGUUCGGGUCACGCCGUUGAUCCCUCACCCGAUCACCGGCGAAGCCUCCCAUUGGCUUGCGGUGUGUUCAAGCGUUCCGAUUCCGGUGCGUGUCAUUAAGAGGUUUGAAGUACAAAUUAUCGGUGACACGAGCACGAGGGGUUUUAUUUGGUUCGAAGCUUUUCGAGGGGAUUUAUGCCUAUGCUCUCGCGUCGAGUGAUAGCCUCCAGAACUGUGGAAGGUGGUGAAGCUCUCUGGAAAUUGGUGUAGAUGUAUAAUAUAUUUGUUGAAGGGGGUAUAAAUAUUUUAAGAGGUUAUGAUACGCAUUAUGUGAUGCAGCAGAGCAGAGAAGCUAGCAGUCUUCGUGCUCAAAUGGCUCAAGCCUCAGAGAUGAACAAUAGCGUGUUGAAUUCGACAACUCCUAGUGUAGAGCUAGAGUGUUUCUCCCCUUAUAUGAUCAUCACCAAUGGAAUAUGGCUUGACGACGAUCCUCUAAGAUACUCUCUCCCUCUUUUCCUUAUCCAACUCCUUAUAAUAACGCUGACCAGUCGCACUCUUAAUGCUAUCUUGAAACCCUUUGGCCAGCCUAUGGUCCUCGCUGAGAUCCUAGCAGGGAUGCUGCUGGGACCAUCUUUUGUGGGAAAAUUCUUUCAAGGAUUUCAGGCUCAUUUCUUUCCACCAAGAAGCAUCAGCAUACUGUCGUCGAUGGGUAAUUGUGGCCUACUUUGCUUUGUGUUCAUGGUUGGAGUUGAGAUGGACAUAAAUGUGCUAAGGCAAAUGAAGAAGAAAGUAAUGGCUAUUGGAGCGAUUAGCAUUGUGCUUCCUUUUGCGAUCACCUUGACUGCUGCCUACCUCUUUCGCGGCUAUUUCCUUGAAGAAAAAAAGAACAAUGCCUUUUAUGUCUAUCUCGCUCUGGCUCUAUCAAUCACUACAUUUCCUGUGCUCGCUCGAGUCCUUAGAGAUCUCAAGCUUCUGAACACAGAGGUCGGUCGAGUUUCCAUAUUGUCCUCUGUCGUCAACGAUCUGUUCUCUUGGGUGUUGCUUGCCCUUGUCGCUGUACUCUCAGGAACUAUGAGAGCCGAUAAAGGGAUGGACGGCCUACCAUUCCUCUACAUCUUGCUGUCGAGCCUGGGCUUCUUUAUCAUCUGCGUUGUCUUGGUGCGACCGGUAUUAAAAUGGCUCGUGGACAGGACGCCGGAAGGAGAGCCUAUGAGCGAUAUAGACCUGGGCGUGGUCAUCAUGGGGGUGAUGGUAUCUGCAUACGUAACUGAUUUCAUCGGCGUUCAUGGUGUUUUUGGGGCGUUCAUUUAUGGACUGAUGUUUCCAUAUGGAACCCAUGGUACUGCACUGGUUGAGAGAUUGGAGACUUUUGUUACAGGAUUAAUCCUGCCAAUAUACUUUAGUGCUAGCGGGUUCAGGACUGAUUUAUCAACGAUGGAGCACUCUGAUAUUAUUGCCAUCCUCAUCUUCAUCUUCAUCCUCUCGAGCUUCGCAAAAGUGGUUACCACGACACUGGCAUCUUCAUACUUUGGUAUGCCCCUGUCCGAAGGUCUCUCCCUCGGUUUCCUCAUGAACUCCCCUGGCCUUUCCGAAAUAAUCCUCCUCAACGUCGCAAGGGAUAAAGAUAUCAUCGCCCAAGAGACGUUUGCAAUUGUCGUGGUGAUGUCCGUCCUGAUGACAGCAUUGAUGAUGCCGUUGGUGUCAGCAUCAUAUAAGCCAUUGAAGAACAUCAUCGAGUACAAAGAGCGAUCUCUUAUGAGCGUGAAGCCCAAUGAAGAGCUCCGAAUGAUCGCCUGUGCCCACUCCAACAACAACGCCGCUUCUCUGAUCGGCCUCCUCGACAUGUCUAACCCUACGAAGAGAUCUCCGAUAUCUGUUUCCUCUCUCCACCUCAUUGAGCUCACAGGCAGAGAGUCUGCCGUGCUUAUUUCCCACAACACUGACUCUAACUCCUCCAUGGCCGGUGGCUUUAACAUGAAAAACAACGAGGCUCAAGCGAAAGACAUUGUCACUACCUUCGAGACCUACGAGCAGCAUGCAGGCGGCAUCUCCAUUCAAGCCCACACGGCCAUCUCUCCGUACUCUUUGAUGCAUGAUAACAUCUGCACCCUUGCGGAAGAAAAGCAUUCCUCCAUCAUUAUCUUGCCUUUCGACAAGCUCCAGACAGUCGAUGAUGCAGCCAAUCUCUCCAUCCGAAGUGUAAAUCAGAACGUCCUCGACUACGCGCCAUGCUCCGUUGCUAUCCUCGUCGACCGUGGCUUGACCGCCGAGAAGGUUGUUGGAAAAGCCAGUCUCUUCACCAAACGACAUGUUGUCCUUCUGUUUUUCGGUGGCCCUGACGACCGCGAGGCGCUUUGUUAUGCGUGGAGGAUGGCUGAGCACCCUGCGGUCACCCUCACUGUGGUGAGGUUUGUCCCUGGAGAGCAAGUUGCUGGAGAAGCUCCAGGCAUGUCAUCACCCCUGUUAUCAUCCUACGAGAUCAACGAAACGUUACUGCAUUCAAGCGUCAUCGACAUAGGGAAUUCCGAGGUUGAUGGCGGUCAAGUUUCUGAUGAUGAGUAUGUGAGUGAGUUCCGGGCAGCAAACUUGGGCAAUGAGUCAAUCGAGUAUGUGGAAACAGUGGUGAGUAGUAGUGAGGAGACUGUGGCGGCAAUCAGGUCGAUGGAUCAUACAUGCGAUCUGUAUGUCGUGGGGAGGUCGCAGGGCCCAUCGCCGAUGACAGCUGGGCUGACGGAGUGGAUGGAGUGUCCAGAGCUCGGGCCGAUUGGGGACUUGCUUGCAUCGGCGGAUAUUGGAGAGGGGACGUCGGUGUUGGUGGUGCAGCAGUAUAAUGAGAAAUUCACAUGAAGUUGAAAACCCUUGUUAUAUUAAGCUAGCUCUUGUUAGAAUGAACAGAUGAUAGUUUUUUUCUGUAACAGUUUACAAUCAUUUUCAUGGAGAAAAGAGAGUUCAAUAAAUGGUUUUUCAUUAACA
Molecule: messenger RNA, 4965 nt
Organism: Asparagus officinalis (garden asparagus)
Lineage: Eukaryota; Viridiplantae; Streptophyta; Magnoliopsida; Asparagales; Asparagaceae
Product: cation/H(+) antiporter 15-like
Exons: 5
Coding region: 2263-4839 (858 amino acids)
Biological process (GO): regulation of pH; proton transmembrane transport
Cellular component (GO): endomembrane system; membrane
Molecular function (GO): antiporter activity
Source: RefSeq, a predicted model, not a curated record